GGCGUAGGACAGGACAGGAAUUUCUAGGUUCUGUCAGAUUAGAGUUUGCAUUCGGCGGUAGUGCGUCAUCCGGGUAGAGUUUUCCGCGGCACGUUCACGAUCUGGCCACUGCUAGUGCCACCACUCAAGGCAAGGUGGGAUAUAGCCUCCAAUAAUAAUAACAUAGGGAUCGGCCGAGUGUGCGUUUGUGUAUGUGUGAUUCGCUGCGGUGAAAGGAGCCGCCAAGGCUUUUCGUGUGUCUCCUGUCAGGUGGUCCGUAAGGAGUUCCUACCGCAUCACCACGACCGUCAGGCAUCCGGUUUCCGGAUUGUGCUAUGGUGGUCUGACACUUCCGCCAACGCGGUUUCCGCACAGUAGGAAUGUUUGUUGUUGACAACAUUUCUUCUUGGAUUGUCGAGUGAUACAUCGCUAGCGCAAAAGUGGGAGCUCCAAAGAAGAAGAUGAUUGAUUGGAGCACUCGGGCGGAAGAUCAAGAAAAAGUGACCACUGCACCGAGCGAAAAAGGAUAAAUCAAAGUGCUGCAUAAGAAUAGGGGAUUUGGUGGUGUUGUGAGUUCGACUCUCUCGGAUGCUGGCUGAAUACGUGAUUCCCGUGUGAGGCGCAUGGAGUAGUGUGAUGAUGAUGAAGAUGCAUAAAUAAUGUGGGUGCCGAGUUUACCUUAGAACAACAACAAGGAAAACAUAUAAAUAUUAAUAGCGCUAGUGCCCUUGAGUGAAUAUCGCACAUCGAAGCAUAUGAUUCUCUUGUAGGGGUGAAGCUUGUGAAGAAGAAGAUUCUGGAGUAUUAGAAACUCGUUUGUUGUUAGAUUAAAGAAGUGGCCAAAGCCCUGCAAAGCAGUCAAGUUGCUCCUGAACCCCUGAGUGCAGUUUAAUACCUGGGAAAUCCGAGGAAAAAAUCGAAAAAGGAUUAUCAUUGCCGACACAGAGCAUUGAGUGCAUAAUAAUUGAAUCAGCUGCAGGCUGCAGGAUUACACGUUUCCUGCAUUACAUAACCUUGCUGCACCCAAUAGAGCAGGGCGAAGCAACGACCAGUGUCAGUGGUAUUUGCAAGUGAGACACGCAAAAAAAAGAAGGAAGAAAUCGAUUAAUAAUAAAAACUCGCAGGUGUAACCCGCAAUAAGUGUGCAUCCUAGGAAUACCAGCAAUACUCGUAACAUAUUCUCACGCCGUUUGCAUAGAUUUGCUACUCAACAAAGCUUAGCCACAACCCUUUCAUGUUGGAUGUUUAUGCUUCUAGUCGAGCAAUAGUUAAUUAGAUUCAAGAUUUCCAACGUUCAGCCACAUUGUCGAGGGCUCCAUGUUAAUCAAUAGUGUAAAUCACAUUCACUAGUAGCGCGUAACAAGUUAUACUAAUAAAUACCGGCCAACGUUAUAUAUACGAAUCGAUCCAAAUGUAAAUAUUACAAAAAAAAAGUCCGGCAAGCAAAAAAAAAAUCAAAUCAGCAAAAAAUAGCGUCAAGCCAACAGCACAUCCGUAGAGCCAACCAUUCCGUCAAAUUGUAAAACCAGAAAACGCGGUCCUUGCAUAAAAAAUCGCAGCAAAUAAUCUAAAAACAUAAAAACCCGCUCACAAGCUCGAAAAAAAAAAUCAAAUUUGUCAACAGGUCAUCAAAUCAACCAGAUUGGAUGCAAUAAAACAAUAACGGUUCGCGGGUGGACGGACAGACGGACGGAAGUUCGCGUGGGAAAAAAGGCAAAUAGUCAACCGUGGCCACGGUUCCGGGUCAGGAACGGACCCUCAAACGGCACAAAAGGAGAGACAGACUGAGCAUAGGAGGGGGGGGUGAGGAAAGUAUUUGUACCGUGAAAUGAAACCAUUGCGCGCCGUUCCCUUCGCGCCAAAUUGCCACCGUUAGUAAUUUAAUGUCUGGCGCCCGAUGUGGAAAGCUCCACUUCCGGCUAUUACUGCUGCUGGUCCGUUGUGAAUCUGGCAACCCUGCCGCAGCUGCACCGUAGUCGAGAAAUGUUCCUCCAAAUCAGGCGGGAACCGACCCGGGCCAGGAUUGCCAAUUUUGUGAAAUAAAAAUAAAAGUGUUGGAAAUUUUAACAUUUUUACCUCUUCCGGUUGGCGGUGCUUUCUGGAGGAAAAACCCCGGGGAAAAAGAGCGAAAAAAAAAGUCCGCUUUUGCCUCGUGUAAGAAAAUAAUAAAAAGCAGCACCGUAAUUGCUUAACCGUCGUCGGAUCGUACCGUCGGACCACACCCAUUGACGUUGUUCCUCCAAUCGUGUAAAUAAAUGUUUCCCCCUUCCAACCGCGUCAUCAUCGUCUUUGUCGUCACAGCAAAAAUUCACUUUCGCGUUAUUGCCGUGAGCUAGGAAAUUCUCCGAAAAUAGAGACAAAAAAGGAAAGCACCUCUCUGCAAAAGGUGGUGUCGCAAAAGGACGCAUCACUUAAGGAAAACACGCAACGGAACGCGACGACGGCAUCCAAAAAUGAACCAAUAAAAUAAAAUUGAACGGUCCUUCUUGCGUCGUGGUCGUCGUCGGAGAGAGACUUCACCCGAAGCCAAAAAGGAAAACUACCUGGUCGACGGAGGACAACAUUCCGCGCUAAAAGGACACUCGAGCUAGUUGCUGCACAACGCCGCCGCAGUAGCACAGCUUCCUCCCGUUGGGCCAAAUUACUUUCGCGAACGUCCCCAAAAGGACACACCAGAAACGGGACGACACAGAAAAAAAACGAAGCGAGCAGCGAUGUCCACGUUGAAUCAGCAUAACAAUAUGUGCCACUCCAACAUAAUAUUCAUCAUACUUUUUAUUUUUAACGAUUACGUCACAGGUGACAUCAGUACAUCCUUAGCGUUAAAUAAGCUAAAUUCUGGCGGAACAUUCUUCGCCGGACCAUACCUGGACGGAAGCGGAGUUAGUAAUGUAACCACACAGAUAGGAACACAUGCAUAUCUUCCAUGCAAGGUGAAACAGCUGGGGAACAAGUCGGUGUCGUGGGUGCGGGUGAGGGACGACCACAUCCUCACCGUGGACAGAAUGACAUUUAUAGCCGACGAACGUUUUCAAUCAUUCUACGUAGAGAACAACGGCGUUUGGACGCUGCAGAUCAAAUACGUACAGGCGCGUGAUGCCGGGAUCUACGAGUGCCAGGUGUCGACAGAGCCGAAAAUAAGUGCUAGAGUACAUCUGCACGUUGUUGUGCCAAGAACCGAGCUUAUUGGAGAUUCCGAUCGGUACGUGAAGGCGGGGAGCGCCGUCAUACUGCGCUGCGUCGUCCGGGGCGCCCUCGAGCCACCGUCCUACAUCAUCUGGUACCACGGCACCCAGCAGAUUUUCACCGAAAACCGACGGGGCUGGAAAACGCAGCUGGAUCGCGGUGCACCGGACCUCGACGGUGACAUUCAUAGCACGAUUGGCUCAUUGAUCAUCGAAUCGACAAGGAAAAAAGACUCCGGGAACUAUUCGUGCAGCCCAUCGAACAGUCCACCGAUAACCGUCUCGCUGCAUGUCAUCAAUGGAGAGUCCUCAGCGUCAGCCGUAACAUCGUCCGCCGGUUCGCUGUUUGAUGACAGUAUAUCAAUGGUUAAGCAGAGGAACAUCUAUAUUUUACUGCAGCAUAGGUCAUUUGUUAUGUUACUCGUUUUGGUUAUCUACGCUCAGCUAAGCUGUCGCAUGUACUAGUUAAGAGAAUUUAUUUAAGUUAAUAAAUUUAAAGCAAAAAAAUCAUAUACAACAUACCAGAAGACGAAAAAACCCAGAGAGAAAACUAGAACAUGCAUGAUGCAGCAGCAGCAGCCACAAUGUGUAAAGGUGAGUUUUGGAACGAUCCUGGACAUUUGCUCACAAACGUGUACAUCGACUGAGAUAUUUCAAACUACUGUAGGAGAGUAAAAAACAGAAAGAAAGAAAGACAGAGAAGGAGAAGCAUUCGUCGUUCCCUUUCAUCGUUAUCAAACACACACACACACACAAACACACCGAAAUCGCCCAUCGCCGUUUUUUGGCAGUGCAGAAAUCAAACACAUGAUCGCAAAAAGUCGCAGUGAAAAGGAAGUUAGGUUUUAUGAUUACAGCGGUAAAAAUGUGCAUAUUUCAUCCACAGACUUUACUAGGAAAGACGGAACGGUGUAGUGCUCACAGUGAAGUGACAGUUGGGCUUCAAACUUGAUAUUACCUAAAUAUAAAACAUUCAGUCUGAAAUAAUAAUUUAAAAAAAAACAAUUACGUAUAUUAUUUUAACCAAAGACUGCUCAAAAACAUCUGAAAGAUUCCGGACUAACAUUUGCAAAGUUUAAAACCUGGUUUUUUGAGAAAAAAAAAUCAAUACUAAUUAUUCUUCGAGUCAGAAAUUUAAUUUAAAAUUGAAUGAUUUUUAACAAAAUAGGAGUGAUAAUAAGCUUGACCGAAGUGAAAAAAACGCUGUGUAAACUCAAGAUGGCAAAAAUUUAGUAAAUAUAAAUAAAAAUAUAAUUUAAGCACAACAAUUGCUCCAAUUGUUCUUAAUUUCUUGACACAGGAUUAAAAUUUAUUAAAUCGACAUUCAGGUAUUGGAAUUUGUCAUUUUUCACAAAACAUCAAAAUAAGUAUAUUUUUAUGAAAUAUCAUUUAUUAUCGAGUCCGUCGUUAUCGCUAUUUGAAUUCACUCAUUAAAAUGAACAUUUUUAAACAAAUUCUUCUCUCUUAAAACUCUUCACUGAUUUUAACGGAUUGCAUUCUUGAUUUUAUUAUGUGUCUUCUUUGACUAAAAAGUAUUUACUAGAUUUUUUUUAAGGAUUUAUCUUGCUUCAAAGUAACUGUAUUCAUGGAUGUCAAAUGACGUGAAAUUUAGUGUAAGUCUUCAGAACAGUUCAGCAUUCAGUCUAACAUACUCAUAUACAUCAAUUCCCCACGAAAACAGCAUGAAAAAAACCCAAAGUGCUCGGAUCGGGCUCAAAUUUUUCUGGGGGUUCCCUGGCCGAAAUAAUUAGACCCG
Culex quinquefasciatus (southern house mosquito) is the source of this 4920-nucleotide messenger RNA. Its product is annotated as zwei Ig domain protein zig-8. The record is from RefSeq and is a predicted model, not a curated record. Bases 2694 to 3629 code for a protein of 311 amino acids. Gene Ontology annotation, cellular component: neuron projection membrane. Lineage: Eukaryota; Metazoa; Arthropoda; Insecta; Diptera; Culicidae. Gene Ontology annotation, biological process: synapse organization. The transcript is spliced from 10 exons.